Molecule: messenger RNA, 2033 nt
Organism: Lucilia sericata (common green bottle fly)
Lineage: Eukaryota; Metazoa; Arthropoda; Insecta; Diptera; Calliphoridae
Product: activity-regulated cytoskeleton associated protein 1-like
Exons: 1
Coding region: 150-887 (245 amino acids)
Source: RefSeq, a predicted model, not a curated record
UAGUCUACUGCGAGUUUUCAGAACGCAACGACCACCUAUCAAAAUAACAACAAAAUAACAUUCGCCAUACUUUCAUUGGCUUUGUUAUUAUCCAACAACCAUUUUUUUUUGCUGUAAAUCAAAAGUGUUAAAAAUAAAAUUCCUUCAAAAUGGCUCAAAUGGUGCAGAUGACAACUGAACAAUUACAACAACUCAUCGAAUCGGUACGUGUUUCAGCAGCCGCCGGUAAUGUAGUGGCAGAAACCAAAUCUAAAGGAAGUUUUAGUAAUUGUUAUCACCGCUUUGGCGGUCAACGUGAUCAUGAAGCUGUUGAAGAAUUUAUUACCUCUAUAGUGACCUACAAAGAGGUCGAAUCGAUUAGCGAUGAAGAUGCCUUAAAGGGCGUAUCCUUGCUGUUCUAUGGGUUGGCCUCAACCUGGUGGCAGGGUGUGCGUAAGGAAGCUAAAACCUGGAAUGAUGUUUUGGCUUUAAUACGUGAUCAUUUCUCGCCCACCAAACCGGCCUAUCAAAUCUAUGUGGAUAUUUUCGAUAAGAAACAAGAUGAUAAAACCGCUAUCGAUACUUUUGUGUGCCAGAAGAGAGCCCUAUUGGCCCAACUGCCUGAGGGUAGACAUGAUGAAGAAACCGAAAUUGAUUUUGUUUAUGGUUUGCUCAACAUCAAAUACCGUAAACAUAUUGCUCGUCAAGACUUUAAAACAUUCCGUGAAUUGUUGGAAAAGGGUCGUAUUAUCGAGCAUAAUAUGAUGGAAGAUGAGGCCAAUCAACAGGGUCCUGUUAAGGGUGCUAAGGGCACUAAGAGAUGUACUUACUGUAAUUUCCGUGGACACACUUUUGAACAAUGUCGCAAACGUAAAAAUGCCGAUGAGGCAUCCAACAAUGGCGAUUAAAGCAGCAGCAGCAGCAAUAUUACAUUAACCAGAAGAGAUUUGUGGACAUUUCUUCUCAAAAUCUAAAAAGUUCUUAAGGGUAAAUGACAUCAUUAAAGAGAAAGAGUUUAAAAACUCUUUUAGUAUUAACUUUAUAUAGGCUUCUCUUAGUUAAAAGCCCGAGAUUUUUCUAUACAAAUUUUGUUAGUUUUCUUAUUUUUAUAUAAAUUUUUUAUUUUUUUUUUUUUUAAUUUAUAUAAAAAUUUUGUAAAUUAAACUUAAUAUGUAUAGAUUUUUUUCAGCUUUUAAUGACGGGUAACGCCUCUUUAAUCUUAUUAUACAUUAAGUUUACGCUAGUUUUACAAACCGGCUUUACAGGCUAUGAACGCCUGGACCUAGUUAGUUUAUUUCUAAAAAUCUUUUAGAUUUUAAAGAAAUUUACAUAUAACAAAUUAGUAAACAUAUACAAAUAAACCCCAUUUUAACGUGUAAUGGUGAUUUUUCUAAAAUUUUAAAAUUUUUAUAAACUGAAAUUUUAAACUAAUUUUUCAAAACCCUUAAUUAAUUUAAGAACUUGUGUCUGAAAUUGUUUAAGUGUUAGAGGAAAAAUAAGUUUUAAGUUUUAAAGUUAUAAAUAAUUUCAAAAUUUAAGGAAAAUAACCAAAAAACUGUUAUAUUAGCAAUUUUGAGAAAAAGCUUUUUUAAGAAAACUUUUAUUUUAAAAUAAAAAUUUUGAAAUAUUUGUAUUAAUUCUAAGGAAAUGAUACAAAUAUUUUAAAAUUUUUCUAAAAUUAAGUUUUUAUUUAAAAUCUUUCCUCCAUGCAACUAAUAUAACAAAACCUUUUUCCCCUUAGGGAAAAUUUCGUGAUUUUAAAAAAUUUUGAAAAUAUUAUGAUAUAUAUAUAACAGCCAAGUAAGGCUGUUAUUAUCCUUGAAAAUUAUUAAAACUUUAGAAUUAUUUUAAUUUCUUAAGAACUUUUCUUGAAAAUUUCUUAAAAAUUUUAAAAUAUUUCUUUAAGUUUUAACUAAUAAUCCCCCGAUUUGCCAUCCUAACUUGGAUUUAUAUUUAUUUGUCAUUUGUUUUUAAAAUUUUCUUUAAUUACAAAAAGAGAUAUUUAUAUAUAUUGAGUGUUCAUUACACUUUUUGAAAUUGUACUACAAUGGCUA